Glossina fuscipes is the source of this 1341-nucleotide messenger RNA. RefSeq lists its product as uncharacterized. Gene Ontology annotation, molecular function: sequence-specific DNA binding. The record is from RefSeq and is a predicted model, not a curated record. The transcript has 3 exons. Lineage: Eukaryota; Metazoa; Arthropoda; Insecta; Diptera; Glossinidae. Bases 294 to 1250 code for a protein of 318 amino acids.
AGCUGUUCUUUCUAGUAUCGUAAUAAUAAUAUAGUUUAUAAUAGUGAUAUAAUAACUCAAACAAUUGGUAAAAUAAAAACAAUUGGACACAUCAUAGAUAUUUACCGCAAAUCAUUGCCAAAAAGCACUGAAAACAUGUUCUUAUAAACCAAAGGAAUUAAGGUUCAAUGUCGUACUUCCUUUUUGGCUAAUUACCUGAAUAAUCUGAAUUUAAAUGAGAACAUUUGUUAGGAUUUAAAGUAAAGCAAAAGUGUAAAAAAUAUGUCGUAUUAGUUUAAAAAAAAAAAGACAAUAUGAAAAAUGUACAUGGAAAAAAGUGCGUUGCAAGCGAUUGCAUUGGACGCAAGAAAGGUGAAGAAAUUCGAUUCUUUACUUUUCCAAAGGAUGCCAAUCUUCGAAAAAAGUGGUGCGAAAAUUUAGGAAUUAGUGAGAAAUCCGUAAGAAGUAAUUUUAGGGUGUGUAGUCGGCACUUCGAGCUCCAUCUCGUAGGAUCAAAGAAAUUGAACAAAUAUGCAAUCCCAACGGUGGGUCUAGGUUCAACGGGACGUGUGGUUCACAGAAGCACCGAUCCAAUUUGGUCUGGGAGGAUGUGCGCUGCGAAAGGAUGCGCAGUAAAUAGAAGACAUGAGUUGACUAAACAUUAUAAAUUAUUUCAAGUCCCUCGAGAUGACACUGGGAAAUGGUGGGCAGAAGUCUUAGGUUUUGAGUUGACAAGGAAGGUUAUGUUCGUAUGCGAAAGACAUUUUGCCAAACACGACGUGGGAAAAUUAAGGCUGUAUAAAGGGGCUAUCCCAAAAAGCGAUACGCCUCAGACUGUGAUCGUAAAAGAAGACGUAAGCGAUACAGGUUCUGAGACAAAAAGCGCUUUUGAAUUUGAUAACGUUAGCAACGAGAACCUAAAUAAAAGUAACUUGGAUAUGAUAAUGGAUGAAAGUACAGAAACUGCUUUGACUGUGCUCCCAGUAGAGAGAACUUAUGAACGCAGGGAACUAGCGGAAUAUAUUAUCCCAGAACAACUUGAAGAAUUCGGCGGCCUUAAAAGAAGGGGGCUAUGUUUCGGGCCAGCCCAAUGCAGUGUUGAAUGCCGUAGAGCCUUUGAAGAAAAAGAAAAAAUGAGUAGAGCCAGAGAAUUUAAACUUUUUGAAGAAAAUCAAGAAUUGAAGGAAAGAAUUAAAAUAUUAGAAGAACAAUUACAGAAAUAUCAAUAUAGUGGUACUAGUACAGAUUUUUCCAUGGACUUAUUUUCUUAAGCAUACUUUAUUUUACAUUUUUUUUUUUGCUGAAUAAUACUUGUACAAAUAUAUAUCCAUUUAGAAGCAAAAAGUCUCCUUUCCAAUUGAA